AUGGAGUGGGACAAAGGGGUCAUUUUCAUGAAGAAUAAUCGCAAAGAAUCACCACUUUAUUUGGCUGCUGACCGUGGGUUGCACGUUGUGCUUAAGAAGAUGAUGGAAUUUGCAACGGAAGUUGAAAAUUCCCAGAAGAAGGAAGAUCCCAGUCUCUACGUCGGCCCAGAUGGAAGGACAGCUUUGCAUGCUGCCACGGAAGUUGAAAAUUCCCCGAAGAAGAAAGAUCUCAGUCUCUACGAAGGCCCUGGUGGAAGGACACCUUUGCAUGCUGCCAUUGCUAAUAAGCAUAAAUUAUGCGUCAACAUUCUACUGGUCAAAAAGAAGGAGCUCAUUAGUAAAGCAGAUAGAGAUGGAAGAAUUCCUCUUCAUUAUGCAGCAUCAUUUGGCCAUUCUGAAGAAGCUGGUUUGUUACUACAGAACGAAGAUGCUUCUUCGUCUAUUGCUCACCAAAAGGACAAGCAUGGCGUCUAUCCCAUACACAUGGCAGCCAUUGAAGGCCAUGUUGACAUAAUUAAAGCUAUGCUAAAAUAUUGCCCAGGGGCAAUAGAGUCAUUAAACAAAGAAGAUCAGAAUCUUGUUCACUUGGCUGCUAAGUGUGGGAGAGCGGGUUUAGUAAGUUACAUGCUUCAUCAAAAGAAACCUAAUAAGUUCGAUAACCUUAAAAAUGCAAAGGAUAUUGAAGGAAACACACCACUACAUUUGGCCACCAAGAACUCGCAUCCAACGGUUGUGAGCAUUCUCAUAUGGGACUGGAAGGUAGACAUGACUAUCAUGAACAAGGAAGGCCAGACAGCCCUAGACAUUGCAGAGAAGGAGCAAAUGAAUGAGAUCUCAUUGCCAAAGGCUCUUUCCAUAACAGCUUUAAGAAUUAAUAAUGCACCAACUGGUCGACGUUCUCCAAUUAUCGAGCAAAAUACAUCAACAACAGAUAAGGUAGACAUCAGCACGUCAAAAGAUGUUCCAGCAGCUGAAAUAGAAACUAACAAAACCAACAAGUCCAGAGAGAGGUUCAAUACUCUUGCAGUUGUAGCAACGCUGAUCAUGUCCAUCACCCUCUCCGCAGGUUUCUCAGUCCCUGGAGGUUUAAAUGCUGAUGGUCCAUACAUAGGCAUGGCUACAUUGUCAAGGAAACCUGCAUUUAAUGUUUUUGUGAUCUGCAAUACCAUGGCUUUGUAUCUAUCCAUCAUCGUUGUAGUGAACAACAUAUGGGCACAGUGGGGUGACAAUCGCUUAUUGAAUCUUGCUGUUGAUUUAAGCUCACCAUUGUUGGGUAUGGCUCUCAUUUUGAUGGCUAUAGCAUUUGCAGUACGUUUGUACUCUGUGAUACUCAAACUUCAGUCCUGGCUUGCCUUCUUGGUUUUGGUGAUUGGAGCAAUCUUUCUUCUCUAUAUCAUAAUUCUCCUUUUUCUAUUCAAUGUCCGACGUAUGUCCAAGUACCGAGGUCUGCGGCACAUCUGCAAGUUGGGCUUCUAUCUUAUGAUCUUCACAUAUGAUAGAUUCAUGACAUGA
Messenger RNA from Telopea speciosissima, 1512 nucleotides. RefSeq names its product protein ACCELERATED CELL DEATH 6-like. Gene Ontology annotation, molecular function: protein phosphatase 1 binding; protein phosphatase regulator activity. The transcript has 3 exons. The coding region runs from base 1 to 1512 and encodes 503 amino acids. The record is from RefSeq and is a predicted model, not a curated record. Gene Ontology annotation, cellular component: plasma membrane. Lineage: Eukaryota; Viridiplantae; Streptophyta; Magnoliopsida; Proteales; Proteaceae.